GUGAAAAUACCCUAAAAUAUAUAUAUAUAAAAUAAAAUUAAAAUUAAAAAAUCAGAAAAAAGAAAUGGUGCUCUGUUUUCCCUCCCUUCCUCCCUACGUCCUCCUCCCCUCUUUCUACUCUGUACUCUGUUCAAACCAGAAUUUCCUACUUCCCUAAAACUUCAAAAUUUUACAGAUAAAAUCAAGAUUCAAAUCACCCAAAACCUCAAAAACUCAAAUUCCAAGAUUCAAACUUCCAAAUUCAAUCAUGUUUCAAAAAUUCAUCAUAAUCUUCACCUUAAUCUUCACAUUCAACUUCCCCUGUUCAUCCUCCAUCUCCUUCAUCCCAGCCAACAACUUCACCUUCUUCGGCGAUGCGCACUUAAUCAUCGAUUCUGAAACAAACCUUUCUUCCAUUAGUUUAACCCAACAAAACCCUUCUUCUUCAGGCAGAGCAUUCUACUUUUACCCACUUCAAUUUCUUGAUCAUUCAACUAAUUCCUCCGUUUCUUUCUUUUCUCGCUUUUCCUUCAUUAUUACGCCUUCUUCUCCUUCAAACCCCGGUGAUGGAAUCGCUUUCUUGAUCACCUCUGAUUUGGGUUUGUUUAGUUCAAAAUUUGGGCAUUUGGGUAUGCCUGAAUUCAGCUUGAACUCCCAAGAAUCGUUUUUCGCAGUCGAAUUUGAUACGAAAUUUGAUGCUUUAGUUGGGGAUGUUAAUAAUAAUCAUGUGGGUAUUGAUGUUAAUUCUGAUAUUUCCUUGGUUUCUGUUGAUGGGUUUUUGGGUGGAGUUGAUUUAAGUAGUGGAAAGAAGAUUAAUGCUUGGAUUGAGUACAGAAAUUCAGUAAAAGCUAUCAGAAUUUGGGUUAGUUACUUCCCUAAUAAACCCUUGAAUCCUGUUCUUUCUGCUCAAUUUGAUCUUUCUAAGCAUUUGAAGGAGUCAAUGUAUGUGGGGUUCUCUGCUUCUAAUAGAGAUGGGUCUGCAUUACAUGUUAUUAAUGGAUGGGAGUUCAAGACUUUCGAGUUCGAUUUUUCGACUGUCGAUAGAGAUGAGGAGGGAGGUGAUUGUGUGAGCUGUACACCGGGUGAAGUUUCUGAUGAUGAUAACAAGAAAGAUGAGAUUGUAUUGACAGGAAUUAUUUCUGCAUUGAGUUUUUUGACAGUUGCUGUUGUGAUUUAUUUUGUCUGGUUGUCAAGGAAAAGUGUGAUAUCAGAUAGGGAGAAAAGCAGGAGGAAUGAGUUGAAGAAAGGGCCUAUAAAGUUGCAUCUCUCAGAGAUCGAAUCGGCUACUGAUGGUUUCAGCAGGAGUAGGAUCAUAGGCCAAGGAACAUCUGCAACAGUUUAUAAGGGAAUUCUUUUCCAUGAACAAGUAGUUGCUGUUAAAAGAUUCAAUGAUGUUAGUGAUGGUAAUCUCAUUAGAUCCUUUACCAAUGAAUGUGCUGCUAUGACUCGAAAAUUGAAGCAUAGAAACCUAGUUCAAUUGUUGGGAUGGUGCUGUGAAAAAAAUGAACUUAUCCUGGUGUAUGAGUUUCUGCCUAAUGGUAACCUUGAUCAGAAUCUGCAUACAGAUUCGGAUGCUUUUCGUGUUCUAACUUUUGAGCAAAGGCUGAACAUUGUUCUUGGUAUAGCUUCUGGCCUCACAUACUUGCAUGAAGAAUGCAACAGGCAGAUCAUUCAUAGGGAUGUUAAGACUUGUAAUGUGAUGCUUGAUUCGGAUUUUAACCCUAAACUUGGUGAUUUUGGAUUGGCUGAGGUCUAUGACCGAGAUUCUAGAUUGAGGAAACCGACUAUUCCAGCUGGGACAAUGGGGUACAUAGCCCCGGAGUAUCUUCACUUUGGUGUUCCUACUAUUAAGUCUGAUGUUUACAGUUUCGGAGUGGUGGUUUUGGAGGUGGUGACAGGAAGAAGGCCAACCGAGAACAAACAAGGUUUUCUCAUUGAUUGGAUAUGGAACCUGUGGGAGAGGGGUAAGCUGAUUGAGGCCGUUGAUUGGAGGAUGAUGGGGCGGUAUAGUAAGGAAGACAUGGAAAGGAUGCUCAAGGUUGGUCUGUGCUGUGUGCACUUAGAUAACAAGAAAAGGCCUACUCUUAAGGAAGCACAUAUGAUGUUAAAAGGGGAAUUGCAGGUGCCUGAUUUACCAGCUAAGAGGCCAGAUGUGAAGUUUCGAGCAGCCUGCCAUGGGCCUUCGAGAAAGAUGCUGAAUGCUGGAGGUGAUGAUAUUGAGGAGUGUCCUUGGUCAACUCCAAAAACUCAUUUCAGUGAGUACUGAUUAGUGCAGGUUUUUACAGGAGAUUAGUUCUUGAGCCAUGGAUUCAGAUGUUAGUUUGUCGUAGUCUUAGAUUUUCUUUUUACUUGUAAUCAUGCCGGUAAGAAAAACAAAAUGUAUAGCAGAAAAUAAAGUUUACUAAUUGCAUUCUCAAGUUUAAUACAUGAAUUGCAGGGAAUAAAAACCCCUUUUUU
Messenger RNA from Chenopodium quinoa (quinoa), 2436 nucleotides. RefSeq names its product L-type lectin-domain containing receptor kinase S.6-like. Bases 248 to 2245 code for a protein of 665 amino acids. The record is from RefSeq and is a predicted model, not a curated record. Gene Ontology annotation, molecular function: ATP binding; carbohydrate binding; protein kinase activity. The transcript has a single exon. Gene Ontology annotation, biological process: protein phosphorylation. NCBI's taxonomy places the organism in Eukaryota, Viridiplantae, Streptophyta, Magnoliopsida, Caryophyllales, Amaranthaceae. Gene Ontology annotation, cellular component: plasma membrane.